Messenger RNA from Mandrillus leucophaeus (drill), 4869 nucleotides. It is a transcript of the gene LTB4R, whose product is annotated as leukotriene B4 receptor. The coding region runs from base 2494 to 3555 and encodes 353 amino acids. The record is from RefSeq and is a predicted model, not a curated record. Gene Ontology annotation, biological process: complement receptor mediated signaling pathway; inflammatory response; positive regulation of cytosolic calcium ion concentration. Gene Ontology annotation, cellular component: plasma membrane. The transcript has 2 exons. Gene Ontology annotation, molecular function: leukotriene receptor activity; complement receptor activity. NCBI's taxonomy places the organism in Eukaryota, Metazoa, Chordata, Mammalia, Primates, Cercopithecidae.
GAAUAAUUUUUCAGAAAAGUGCCACCUAUUCUUUUUCUCUUUGCCAAGUCUGGGCUCCUUCCAAGAUGCUGCUAGCUAUUCCUGGCCCCUUCCCCAAUACUUAUCUGCCCCCACCUUUUGGAAUCCAUAUCUAGGUCUAAAAACGGUUCUAGAUUCUGACACCUUUGAUUGGGGGAUGUAGAAUGGGAUUCUUUUCAGGGGACAUCCACAAGUACACACUCGUGGUCACUAAGGUGACCAGCUCAUCCCAGUUGGCCCAGGACUUUCCCAGUUUUAGCACUGAAAAUCCCUUGUCCCAGCCCUGUCGGUUUCCCAACAAACUGAAAUGGUUGGCCACUCAAGUGGCUACCCUGACUAUCACCCCAGGCUCUACUUUAGUGACUGCUCAUACCUCCCUGCCUCCCAAACAGAAGUCGAAACAGAGCAAAAGAAACCCAGUCCCCAGGGUCAUGCUGGGGCUACCAAAACUGGGAUUGACUAGCAUCUGUGAACUAGAACAGCAGGGAGUAUGCUUAGAGUGCCUGGUCCUGGGUUUGGGGAAGAAAGGCCAUCAAGGUAGAUGUGGGUGGGGAACAACUUGGGAGGGGUGGCAAGGACAACCCAGUUUCUCUCUGAGGGGACCUCUGGUUGACCCUGGAGCUUCUGUCCCCAAACACAGGCCUCAUGGGAUUCUUUCUGUCCUUGGGUGCUGGGCAGAGGUUCCCUAAAUUCCCUUGUUGCAUAUUCCCCAUCUCUGACACCCAGUGCGGUCAGAAAGCCCUUCCUUAACUCAGACUUCAGUUCUUGCUGCGGUUUCUGCCCAUUGCUUUUCAUCAUAUCCUCUGCCUGACAGCUACGAGGUCAACUCUGCUCUGGCUUUUCUCCAGGCAGAGCAAGUGGGGGCUCUGGAAAGGUUAAGGGAUCUCAGUGACCACCAUUACACUUUGCAUCUUUCCUGAGAAGUGAGAGUUGAAAGGGAAGCAGGAAGGCCCAUGGUCAGAUUGAAGGAAGGAAUUUUUAGUUUCUUCUUUUCUUUUUCUUUUUUUUUUUUUUUGAGAUGGAGUCUCACUGUAUCACUCAGGCUGGAGUGCAGUGGUACGAUCUCGGCUCACUGCAGCCUCCACUACCUGGGUUCAUGUGAUUCUCCUGCCUCAGCCUCCCAAGUAGCUGAGACUACAGGCACAUACCACUACACCCAGCUAACUUUUGUAUUUUUAGUAGAGACGGGGUUUCACCAUGUUGGCCAGGCUGGUCUCAAACUACUGACAUCAAGCGAUCUGCUCCCCUCAGCCUCCCAAAGUGCUGGGAUUACCAGUAUGAACCACCACAACCCACCAGGAAUUUUUAGUUCUUAGCUUUUGCAGGAGACUUCAAGGAAAGGAGAUGUUCCUCUGUGCAGGAAAUGGGGAAGGUGACCAUUUUUGCAUUCCUGGUUUCCCGUCUUGGCAGGGUAGUCAUGAGGCAUCACUGUUCCUGCUCUCCCACUCCUGCUCCUCAUGCUCAGCCUGCCUAGCUCGGCCUCAACUUUCUCUGUGUGUCUAAAGUGGAACUGGAUAGAAGGCUGUGGGAAGAUAGGAAAGAGAUGGUGCCAAUCCCCUUGCCCAGAUCUUACAUCCAGACUCAGCAAGGCAAUCACAUGGGCAAGCACAAGGCAGGGGUUUGGGGAAAGGGGAAGUAAUUGGCAUUCUGUGUGAUACCAAGGAGACCAUUUGGAUUUUGGCUUCUACCAAAGAGAAUGGAGAAUUGGUUGACCUAAAUGGAACCAAUCCCUUUAAGUAAGGCGAGGAAAGGGGGUGCUGGAAGAUGGCCACACAACCUAGAUCAUAGCUUGAACUGAAACCAAGAACAGAGUGCUGCCCCCUUCGGCAAUUUACUGACAUGCCCUCUUUAAAUCAUGUUAUCUAACCCAAAUCCAGACCCAGGACCUAGUCACAGCUCCAACCUACACUUCCUAUUAAUUAAAAAAAAAAAAAAAAAAUCUACAUUAUUACUGCAAAACAAACAAACAAACAAAGAUAUCAGCACUGUAGCCUCUCAAUCUGAGCCCAUUUCCCUUCUCUAGCUACCAUACCUCCUUCUCCUAUAUGAUACCAUUCACUACUUUAUUUAAUUCUCCAGUCUAGACCUGCAUCUUGAGACCACACCCAGCCUACUCACUCCCCACACCCCUCUUUCCUCUCACUGCUCCUUCCUGGUCUCUUCUCAUCUGGCUCCACCUCUGAGGAGUCCUCAGAGAAACCCUUCUGGGUUGCCCUGGAACACAGACUAUCCCCUCUCCUAGUGAAGGGAGUGGGUAGGGGUUUCAGCCCCACCCUCAGGAAGAUGCGUCUUCCCUGUCCUCUGCUCUAUGGUACUUCCUCUCUGGCUGACUUAGCAAACAGCACCUAGACCGGGGGCCAGGCCCUUGGCAGUGGGACAGAUCCAGGGAUAGGCUACGGCACCUUGCCCUGACCCUGGGAUUGGCGUCAGCUUCCAACCAGUUCCUGUCAAAGCUUGUAAGUCCUCCCGACGGCCAUGAACACUACAUCUUCUGCAGCACCCCCCUCACUAGGUGUAGGGUUCAUCUUUCUGUUGGCUAUCAUCCUGCUGUCAGUGGCGCUGGCUGUGGGGCUUCCCGGCAACAGCUUUGUGGUGUGGAGCAUCUUGAAAAGGAUGAAGAAGCGCUCUGUCACUGCCCUGUUGGUGCUGAACCUGGCCCUGGCCGACCUGGCCGUAUUGCUCACUGCUCCCUUUUUCCUUCACUUUCUGGCCCAAGGCACCUGGAGUUUUGGAUUGGCUGGUUGUCGCCUGUGCCACUAUGUCUGUGGAGUCAGCAUGUACGCCAGUGUCCUGCUUAUCACAGCCAUGAGUCUAGACCGCUCACUGGCAGUGGCCCGCCCCUUUGUGUCCCAGAAGCUACGCACCAAGGCAAUGGCCCUGCAGGUGCUGGCAGGCAUCUGGGUGGUGUCCUUUCUGCUGGCCACACCCGUCCUCGUGUACCGCACAGUAGUGGCCUCGAAAAAGAACAACAUGAGCCUGUGCUCUCCGAAGUACCCCAGCAACGAGCACCAGGCCUUCCAUCUAAUCUUCGAGGCCGUCACGGGCUUCCUGCUGCCCUUUCUGGCUGUGGUGGCCAGCUACUCCGACAUAGGGCGUCGGCUGCAGGCCCGGCGCUUCCGCCGCAGCCGCCGCACUGGUCGCCUGGUGGUGCUCAUCAUUCUGGCCUUCGCCGCCUUCUGGCUGCCCUACCACGUGGUGAACCUGGCCGAGGCUGCCCGUGCGCUGGCCGGCCAGGCCUCCGGGUCGGGGCUCGUGGGGCAGCGGCUGACACUGGCCCGCAGCGUACUCAUCGCGCUCGCCUUCCUGAGCAGCAGCGUGAACCCCGUGCUGUACGCGUGCGCCGGCGGCGGCCUGCUACGCUCGGCGGGCGUGGGCUUUGUCGCCAAGCUGCUGGAGGGCACGGGCUCCGAGGCGUCCAGCACCCGCCGCGGGGGCAGCCUGGGCCAGACCGUGAGGGGCGGCCCCGCCGCUCAGGAGCCUGGUCCUUCCGAGAGCCUCACUGCUUCCAGCCCUCUCGAGUUAAAUGAACUGAACUAGGCCUGGUGGAAGGAGGCCCACUUUCUCCUGGCAGAAUGCCAGCCCUGAGCUAGUUCUGUACCUGGAGGAGAAGCAGGAGCGUGGAGGGCAUGGGAGCGUGGGAGGCGGGAGUGGAGUGGAAGAAGAGGGAGAGGUGGAGCAAAGUGAGGGCGGAGUGAGAGAGUGCUCCAUCCUGGCUCCCACAGGCAGCUUUAACCAUUAAAACUGAAGUCUGAAAUUGGGUCAACCUUGUGAGUGGGGUACGUGUGCUGUGGGCAUCGGGGUGCUUGUGGGUGCCCUGGUGGGACCCCUCUCAGUAAUCGAGAGUUACCUCCUUUAGUUCCCCAUGAUUUACAAUUUUGGAAAGGACACAAGGACAAACAUAGAUUGCCCCCAUCCCAGGUGAUUCUGAGUACGUAGUCUGCAGAUAAUACUUAGCAAAAUGCAGUCUGCGGACUCCUAAAGCAGCUUGUCUAGGAAGACCACCCAUGUGGGCCUAUCACUCCAAGCUCUGUGACUCAGGGGACCUUCUGAGAAAAUAGCACUGCUAUGAAACAUCUUCCCUGAAGCCUGUGAUAAGUCUCCUUGUUAGCAUGACUCCAACUUCCUGCCAAUAAUCUUUAUCCUCUCUGUAGGAGGUAUUCUAGGGGAUGCCUUCCUUCCUUCCAUUUCACAAAGAGGUCAGACUUGAGGACUAAGUCAUUAGAUCUUAUCCCUUAGAAUACUGCAUAUCAGCAUCUGCUAACCUCCACAACACACCCUGGCACAGGGUGGGGCUGAGGGCCGCAGGAAACAAAGAUUCCCAAAAGUGAGAGGGAUGAGUCAUUAUUUCCUAGAAAUGACUGUUGUUUUAGAGAACCUUGGUCCAACUCUGUUCUGACAAGGUUUUAGGAAGAUGGCAACAACAGUGGCAGCAGUGUACUUUUUGGAUCUUUCUCAUAAAAAAACAAAAGAGCAAGUAACAGAGUGAAACCAAAUAUUCACAUGCAACAUCCGCAACAAACCUAGUAUGUCAAGGUAUCUCCCAUGGACCCCAAAGUAUGAGCCAGUGAGAAUGAGUCAUCAAUACCUCAAGACCCAUAUACCAGCAUCUGUGCAGAAGGAUACAGAAGGAAGCAAAGGGAUGUUGGGUGGAUCUAAGAAGAGGAGACCCCCAAGCUGUCUACAGAUCCUAACUGGAAAGCAUGGUGUACCAAUUUGAGAACAGCAGCUGAAACUGGGAGGGACCUCACAGAGUAUUUCUCAGACCUCUCACCCAUUCUAUAUGGUGAACACAUGAUAGGUACUUAUUUAGUGUUUGUUGAAUGAAUGAAGUUCAAAUGACAUUUCCCUGGA